AGCUUAGUGACUUCGAUAAAGUAAGUUAAAAAGCAAGGAAAAGAAUUCAUCAAAUCUUAGUGCACGGCAAUCGAUCUAUUUUCAAUUUCACACAGAGGGACGAGGGCUGAGUGGGCAAUAGAACACCUAUCUUAGCUCGCAAGAUGGACGCGUUUCAGCAGCAGCUUCUAAAGUUGGCAGAGGAAAAUGAAAAAGGGAAAAAUAACAAGGAGCAAGCUGCCACUAGUACUGCUACAACGGCCUCCUCUUCGAAAACCAGCACAAGCGUAGUAGCUCCUGCUGCUGCCAGCAAGCAGGACCAGGAACACGCUGAAGCUACUGCCUCGAAAGACGCGGCGGCUAAGGCCCUGGGGCUGCCAACAGCAUCGCAAAUGCAACAGGAAGCGGAGCUGGAAGGUUUGUGCAAAACGUUGCUCACGCAACUCAAGAAGGACGGAUUGCCAGCGACAGAGCAGAUCGGGCAAAACUCUACUUCUGGCUCUGGACAGUAAAAAAAUGGACGUCGACGUCGACGUGUGAUUAUAGGCAGAUCCAGAUAUUACUAGAAUACCAAAGAAAGCUGUUGGAGUAUUAUCCAAGAAAUUCAACGAACAGUACUAGACGACAGGGCGCAAUCAAUCAAUCGUCGAAAAGAAAAGAGUCCAAAGUCUGGCGGUGGCGGAGCGCACGGAAUACAAAACUGCAAGCCGUCUUGGAGAAGGACCGUUUCGUUGUGCCGAGUUUCUAUCCAGGAAAAAACAACCAUCCCCAUUCA
This is a messenger RNA of Amoebophrya sp. A120, 754 nucleotides long. The record is from the annotation of a GenBank genome assembly. NCBI's taxonomy places the organism in Eukaryota, Dinophyceae, Syndiniales, Amoebophryaceae.